AGGCAUUAUAGAUUGGUUGGUUGUCGGCUACAUAGAAUGUCGAAACGCUCAACCCAGAAACCUCAAAGCCCAAGAAGAACUCAAGUCGAAUUGUUGUACAAGAAAGAGAAAGGAAAACAAGAUAGUUUAGAGAACGACGAGGAGCAACCAGUCUAUUCAGUUUCGCGUCCUUCGAUAUAUCCUUCAGGUGUCCACGCGCCAACAGUACGAAAGGCACCCUUAGAGGAAAACCAAAACAUACUCCCUGAACUAAAAUCGCAUAAUUUGGAAGGCCUGUAUAACUUGUCUUUCUUUCUUCUCAUUUUUACUCUUGGUUAUAAUGUGAUUCGAAAUAUCAGAGAGAAAGGCUGGCAGGCAGAUAUCCGCCUUUUGUUGUGUCCUGAAGUGUUUCGAGAUAUUCGAUUUGGCAUAGUGGUUUACGCUUCUUUGGCAGCCUACUGUUAUACAACGUUUUUCGUCGUAAAAGUUACGGUGUGGUGGAGAAAGUGGGACCUGUUGUCGUCUGUACUUUAUUGGUGCUCACAAAUUGGGUUGUAUUUGGUACUCACUUUGAAAAUGUAUUCACGUCCACUUUCACCCAUAUUUGGUUGCUUGUUAGCGAUGGGAGUAUUAGUCUUUUCGCUUAAGAUGCAUUCCUACUAUGCAACCAACAACUUGUUGCUCCAAGAGUUUCGUGAUGCGAUAGAGAAGAAGCGUGGCAAUAUAAAGAGCUUAGAAAACAGCAAUACUUCACGUUCUGGUUUUCCUUACUCCGUCAAUUUGAAGGAUUUCACCUAUUUCUUACUUGCUGCUCCUACUCUUGUAUAUGAGACGAAUUAUCCCCGAACGAAGGAGAUCAGAGUCAAAUAUAUUUUAUGGAACUUGAUACAGUUGGCGAUUUGUUUUCUUGUUCAGUUUUUCCUUUUGUGUCAAUUAAUGCUUCCAGUGUUGAAGCGUGAUAGUGGCUCUUUAUUAUUUGACUUUAUGAAGUUGGCUAUUCCAAGUAUUUUCUUUUGGUUGCUCGGAUUCUAUGCGUUAUUUCAUUGUUGGUUGAAUGCUUGGGCGGAACUAUGGCGUUUUGGAGAUAGAGGCUUUUAUCGUGACUGGUGGAAUUCCACUACAUUAGACUCUUUCUGGUCAAAAUGGAACGUUCCCGUUCAUGAAUGGUGUUUACGUCAUAUAUUUGUUGAAUCAAUGCACAAAUAUCACGUUAAUCGCACAUCUGCAACAGCGGCUACAUUUCUUAUGUCCGCAGUGCUACAUGAGUUUAUAUUUAUUGUUUCAUUCAAAACAAUACGUCCAUUUAUGUUCUUCGGGAUACUUUUUCAGGUUCCCCUUAUACGGUUGAGUCAAACUGCAAGUGUGAGUGGUCAUCGCAGAGGCAACUUGCUCGUAUGGUUAAAUUUGUUUAUGGGACAUCCACUUAUUGAACUAUUGUACUUUCGAAGCUUUUUUCAAGUUCAUCAUUCUUUGUUCUGUGUACGCGUAUAGACUUGUAAAAAGAAUCUAGAUAAUAAUAAACUUGAGCUUUCUCCAUUAGAGUAUUGUAUA
Galdieria sulphuraria is the source of this 1530-nucleotide messenger RNA. Its product is annotated as diacylglycerol O-acyltransferase. The transcript is spliced from 2 exons. Gene Ontology annotation, cellular component: endoplasmic reticulum membrane. Lineage: Eukaryota; Rhodophyta; Bangiophyceae; Galdieriales; Galdieriaceae. The record is from RefSeq and is a predicted model, not a curated record. Bases 37 to 1470 code for a protein of 477 amino acids.